Messenger RNA from Dacryopinax primogenitus, 1125 nucleotides. Its product is annotated as kinase-like protein. The transcript has 5 exons. Gene Ontology annotation, biological process: protein phosphorylation. The record is from RefSeq and is a predicted model, not a curated record. Gene Ontology annotation, molecular function: protein kinase activity; ATP binding. Lineage: Eukaryota; Fungi; Basidiomycota; Dacrymycetes; Dacrymycetales; Dacrymycetaceae. The coding region runs from base 436 to 1125 and encodes 229 amino acids.
CCGUUGUUGAGAAGCGGGCUGCUGGCUCGCAUCCCUGGUGCGGGAAGGUGGACGACAGAGGAAUGGGCUCGCGUACGCCUAGGGGAGGAGCUGGGGUACGGUAACUGGGGCUCAGUGCACACUCUGCAUCUCCCGUCCACCUCCUCCCGUAGCACACCCCAAGUCUACGCCGCCAAGCUCGUCCACUUCUCCACCGAACCCAAGACGGCCGAGAUCCGUCUCUGGGCACUGUGGAAAGAAUACCAGAUCCUGCGCUUUCACCUUCCUUCAUCCCAGCAGGCCCACCCAGUUGGGGGAGACACCCUCUGGGAGCUCUCGCAUAUCGCUCCAAGUCGAAGCACGGGCACUCAUCCCCCAGAUCCUUCCCUAGCAGGGCAGAGACAUCCAGCUAUCCUGGAUCCCAUCGCGUUUAUAGAACAUCCCCAAGGGGGAUGUAUGCUUAUGCCCCGCCUGCGCCGGCAGAUGCCGGUCUGUGUUAGGGAGGAUAAGGCGAGUCGGUGGUUUGCCGUCGUCCUGCAGGCGGUAGGGUGGUUACAUGAGAGAGGGGUGGUGCAUAAUGAUAUCAAACCAGCGAAUAUCAUGCUCUCGGAGAGGGACGAGCCUGUGCUCAUAGACUUUGGGUUUGCGCAACAUCAUCCGCCUGAAGAAGGGAGGUUCCUUUCCCAGCUCGCGUACGGGACGCCCGAGUACCUCAGUCCCGAACGAGCCCGUGGGAAGGCACACGAUACCCGUCUGUCAGAUAUCUGGUCGCUAGGAGUGACUUUCUUCGAAGUUCUUGUCGGGCGUACGCCGUUCGAGUCCACCCCUGCGCCUGCGGAUCCUGCCUCCCCUUACUCGCACGAGGAGGAACAGAAAGCCGACCCGGAUAUGAGCACUGCUGAAGGGCUCAAGACGUAUUGGGAUCGGACGAAUCGGGGGGAAUGGGUUGGGGAGUGGCGGAUGUCUGCAGGUCUGGAGAAACUGUUGCGGGGGAUGAUGUGCCCUCGCCCGGAGGAGAGGCCGUUUGCUGAUCAGUGCUUGCGGGAUGCGUACUUCUCGAGUAAUGAGAAGCCUGUUGCUCGUGAGUCCCGGUUUGCUACCAGUCUACCAGUGCGAUGUUCGCCCAGGCUGAAAGCGCGUCCAUAG